AUGGGUCGAAAACAAAGAGGUCGUGCUGCUCGAAAUGCUCGUCGAAAAUUACCACCAAAUUUUGAAAGUGAAGAAGCUAAACGAGCACCUCAUGUACUUGUUUUUAAACGAGGUGCAACUGUUGGAAAUAAUGUUAAAGAACUUAUUAAAGAUAUGCGUCGAGUCAUGGAACCAUUUACUGCACCAAACCUUAAAGUUAGUCGUAAAAAUGCAUUAAAAGAUUUUAUUGCUAUAUCAGGUCAUUUUCAUGUAACACAUUUAAUGACAUUUUCCAAGACUCAAUUAUCAACUUAUAUGCGUUUAAUACGUGUUCCACGUGGUCCUACAUUAAAUUUUCGUAUUCGUCGUUUUACACAUAGUCGUGAUAUUGUUUCAGCAUUAAAACAUCCUCAAACAUUUCCUAAACAAUUUGAACAUGCACCAUUACUUGUUAUGAAUGGUUUUCAAGAUGAUUCAAUACAUAUUAAACUUAUAGCAACAAUGUUUCAAAAUAUGUUUCCAUCGAUUAAUGUUGCAACUGUUGAUUUAAGUACUAUAAAACGAUGUGUUUUACUUUCACUUGAUCCUGUUAAUGGAUUUAUUGAAUUUCGACAUUAUAAUAUCAAAAUUGUACCAAGUGGUAUUAGUCGAGCAGCAAAGAAAUUAUUACAAGGCAAAGUACCUGAUCUAUCACGAUUUAAUGAUAUUAGUGAUUUUAUGUACAGGGAAGGUAAUGCAUCAGAAAGUGAAGAUGAAAGUACUGGUAAUAAUGAUGAAAAUGAAGUUAUUCUUUCACAACAAUUACGUAGUCGUGGUAAUUUAAAAUCUAAUCAAAGUGCUAUACGUUUAACUGAAAUUGGACCACGAAUGACACUUGAAUUAGUUAAAAUUGAAGAAGGUUUAUGUGAUGGUGAAGUUCUUUAUCAUACAUAUGUUUCUAAAACACCUGAACAAGUAACUGAAUUACGUAAACGUAAUACAGAAAAAAAACGGCUGAAAGAACAACGAAAACGUGAACAAGAAGAAAAUGUUAAACGAAAACAAGAAAAGAAAAAAAAGACACAAAAAUCUUCGGUGAAACAAAAUGAUGAAAAUCUGGAUGAAUCAUCAUCGGAUAAUAAUGAUAACGAUAGUGAUGAAUAA
Messenger RNA from Rotaria sp. Silwood1, 1122 nucleotides. NCBI's taxonomy places the organism in Eukaryota, Metazoa, Rotifera, Eurotatoria, Philodinida, Philodinidae. The record is from the annotation of a GenBank genome assembly.